AUCCUUUCAGAAAUGAUGAGGACAAUCUGCCACGGAGUCAGGAGAAGGAAGAGACCAAACGAAAGGACGGCAGUGUGGCUCCUGUCGUCCUCGUAUUCCACGAGGAAGGAUCGAGACCUCCCUCCCUGGCGCGUGCUCUUCUUCGGCACGGAUUACUUCUCCCUGGUCAGCCUUCAGAAGCUCCAUGCCAAUAGAGACGUGGUAUCACAUUUGGAAGUGGUGACCAAAGAAAACAAGAAGAAGCAUCUGCCCGUAAGGGACUUCGCAGCGUCGGAGGGCCUGACGGUGCACCCCUGGCCCCCAGACGUGGCCAAGGGACGCUUCGACGUCGGGGUCGUCGUCUCCUUCGGUCACCUCAUCCCCGAGUCACUCAUCGAUGUCUUUCCUUGGGGUAUACUGAACGUGCACGGGAGUCUCCUUCCCAAGUACCGAGGUGCCGCACCGAUACCGCACACCAUCUUGAACGGGGAUCCCAUCACGGGUGUGACCAUCAUGGCCAUCCGGCCCCACGAGUUCGACGUCGGGGACAUCUUAUUACAGGAGAAAUGCCGGGUCCCAGAAGACGCGACCACUCUGGGACUUGGUUCCGUGCUUGCUUCUCUCGGUGCCGAUCUCCUCCUCCGAUCUCUCGCCGAUCUCCCGUUUUACAUGCUUCAUCGAGUCCCUCAACCCACUUCGGGAGCCUCCAAAGUAAUUGAUGAAAAAAGGGUGCAAAGCACGUUCGUCUCUGGAUUUGCAGCCCCGAAACCGACGGCCUCGGACGCGGUCCUGGACUGGAGUGCACCCGUCGCGAGCAUCUACCGUCGGUUCCUCGCGUUCCACGAACUCUUCCCCCUCUCGACCACCUGGGACGAUCGUCCGGUGAAAGUGCUGGAAAUGAUCCCGUGGAGGUGCCCCUCUGGUGGAGAGCCUCCCGGUGGAGACCCCUCUGCUCCGCCCGGAACCAUUCGGUACCUCCGGAAGGAGAAGGUGCUGACGGUGAAGUGCGGGGACGGGUGGAUCCGCGCGAACCGCUUGGCCGUGCAGGGGCACAAGCCGGUCGGGGGACCCGAUUUCUACAACGGUUACCUGUCUCGUCGACCUCGACACCUGUGGACGUUUCGUAGCCAGUAUAAAAGUUGA
Molecule: messenger RNA, 1122 nt
Organism: Darwinula stevensoni
Lineage: Eukaryota; Metazoa; Arthropoda; Ostracoda; Podocopida; Darwinulidae
Source: the annotation of a GenBank genome assembly